UCAGAGCAGAUCAGCUGAAGAUGGAGCUGCAGCAGCUGCUGCAGCUGCUGCUGCUGCUGCUCUGUGUUUCUGCUGAAGUUCAACAUGACAGUUUCCGGGUUAUUGGAUGUUCAGACACGGACGGAUUGGACAUGAUGACGCUGGAUGGGGAAGAGGUUUGGCACGCCGACUUCAUCCAUGAGACAGGAGUUGAUACCCUGCCGGACUUUGUCAGCCAUCCAAGUUUCUCAGGGCUUUAUGAACAAUCUGUGGGGCAACAACAACUCUGCAAAAAUAACCUGAAGAUUAUCCGUACUGGUCUGAAGGACAUCCCUGAUCCACUUGAUCCUCCAACCAGCCUGCUCUACACCGCUAACAUUGUGGAGCUGGGAGAGAAGAACAUCCUGGUCUGUCACGUCUCUGGUUUCUAUCCGGCUCCGGUCAACGUGUCCUGGACCAGAAACGGUCAGAAAGUGACUGAAGGAACCAGCAUCAACUUUCCCUUUCCCAACCAAGACAACACCUUCACCCAGAUCUCCAGGCUGCAGUUCGUCCCUCAGCUGGGAGACAUCUACAGCUGCUCAGUGGAGCAUCUGGCUCUGGAAGAACCACUGACCAGAAUCUGGGAUGUUGAAGUGCGCGUGCCUCAGCCCGGUACUGGACCCGCGGUGUUCUGUGGAGUCGGUCUGAUCGUGGGUCUGCUUGGGGUGGCGGUUGGGACCUUCUUCCUCAUUAGGGGGAGAGAGAGCUGAUUGGUCAAGGCUGAUGGGUUUAUGGACCUCUCUCUCCUGCUGUACUGACAACAUUGUUUGGAUCAUAACACUGAACGUGUUACCCUACCCUAACCCUAACCCCUAACCCUAACCCCCAUAACCCUAACCCUAACCCUAUCCCUUUCUCAUUGUGGAUUCAUCAGGAACUUUGACAAGCCCAAUCAAUAUUAAUUCUCCUGGACUCAUAAAGUGGCCCUAUGGUACUGAUCUUUACUAGAAAUAUGAUCAGAAGCUCAUAUUCCUCUGGAACGUUUUGUAAUUUCACACUCAUGUUUUCCUAAAGACGGUGAAUUUCUGCUCCUCAGUUUGU
Molecule: messenger RNA, 1062 nt
Organism: Xiphophorus maculatus (southern platyfish)
Lineage: Eukaryota; Metazoa; Chordata; Actinopteri; Cyprinodontiformes; Poeciliidae
Product: mamu class II histocompatibility antigen, DR alpha chain-like
Exons: 4
Coding region: 21-731 (236 amino acids)
Biological process (GO): positive regulation of T cell activation; antigen processing and presentation of exogenous peptide antigen via MHC class II; immunoglobulin production involved in immunoglobulin-mediated immune response
Cellular component (GO): membrane; MHC class II protein complex
Molecular function (GO): MHC class II protein complex binding
Source: RefSeq, a predicted model, not a curated record